Messenger RNA from Colletotrichum orchidophilum, 693 nucleotides. RefSeq names its product rhodanese-like domain-containing protein. Gene Ontology annotation, cellular component: mitochondrion. Lineage: Eukaryota; Fungi; Ascomycota; Sordariomycetes; Glomerellales; Glomerellaceae. The record is from RefSeq and is a predicted model, not a curated record. The transcript is spliced from 2 exons. Gene Ontology annotation, molecular function: thiosulfate-cyanide sulfurtransferase activity. Bases 1 to 693 code for a protein of 230 amino acids.
AUGGCCUCUACAACAAGGGCAUGCGCCAACGCUCUCCGCGCGAGCACCCGCCUGGGUGCCGCCACCCCCCCCUCCGUCCCGACCGCGGCCACGAGACGGUGCUUUGUCGUGGCAGCGACGUCGACCUCUAGGCUAGGGAGAUCCUUGACUCGGGAUACGGCGAAUACAACGGCCGCUUCCAACGUCCGCUUGGGUACUGCCACGGCAGCGACGACAACCCGGAAGACGGCUGCCGCGGUACGGUUCUUCUCCUCGGUGAGGGUGGGGAACGACUACCAUAAGAUUGCGGGGAACGGGAGCAAGCUCUGGAACUUUGAGCAGAUGUCGGAGUUGGCAAAGAACCCCGGAAACGUCGUCAUCGUCGACGCCCGCGAGCCAGAGGAACUCGUAGAGACGGGCCGCAUCCCGACGGCAAUCAACAUUCCCGUCGCCACGACGCCCGAGAGCUUCUUCAUCACCGACGAUGAGUUCGAGGACCGGUACGGAUACCCGCGCCCCGGAAAGGACACGGAGCUGGUGUUUUACUGCAAGGCCGGCGUGCGGAGCCGGGCACUGGCGACGCUGGCAAUGGAAGCCGGUUGGACCAAAGUCGGGGAGUACCCUGGCAGCUUCUUGGACUGGGCUAAGAAGGGCGGUGAGGUUGAGAGGGGUGGGGAGGUCGAGAGGGGUGGCAAGAGUCCUUGGCAGGAGUAA